CUCACUCCUCAAUCCACCACACCACCCGCCCCACUGUCCAGCCAUCCUUCCGAUCCAACUAAACCAAACCCUAGCCGCCGCCGCCGAUGGAGAAGGAGGCGAAGGUGGACUCCGGCGACAUCUCCGCCUCGCAGACGGACCUCCUCGCCCGCGCCCGCUUCAUUGGCAGCGGCGGCGGCGGAGCCGUUGAGGAGGGGUCCGAGGUGUUCAGCACGCCGCCUCUCGCAGACCAGGACCCGCAGAGGCAGGGCCAAAGCCAGCGAGGCCAGGCGGGAGAGGGGGAGGACGGCAUCGCCAUGUGCUCCGUGCCCUUCACCCAGACCCAGCCUUCCGCUUCCCCCUCUUUCUCCCCUCCCUCGGAUACUCCGACGCCGACUCCGACUCCGACGCCGACGCCGACCCCCAGCCCCGAACUCGACCCUCUCGCCAGGCUGAUUCUCAUGGUCCCCAGCCGUCAACUUCCAACCACCGGUAUGAGCAUCCUCGAGCUUGCUCGCAGCCGCGGUAUCUUCGACGGCAUGAAGCCCCAGCCCCCAACUCGACCCUCUCCCCAGGAUGGUGCUCAUGGUCCCCACCGCUCCUCUUCCAACCAUGGGUCAUAAGCUAUGUCAUGCUGAGUGAGGCUCCAAAACAAGGGCCUCCGUGGAGCAAGGUGUGGAGAUCUUGAAGACCAACGCUUUCCAUUCCCAUUAGCAAGCGCAAGCAAGCAAGGAGCAGCCAGUGAUCUAGGACAGGCCCUUUGUUCAAGCUGGGUUCCGUAGGGCCUGAGAAUAGGCUGAGUGCUGUAAUCUGCUUUGCUUUUGUAGUGCCCUUGUUAAUGCUGGUACUAUGUAGGCUGAAUGGUAUGUUGGCUAUUUUGGUCGCCUUGCUCUUGACCCCUAGGUGAUCGGAGUAAUGGCUGUGAACUCUUUAAUUUCGUUGCUUCUAAGUAAUGAAAUCAAGGUUUCCCCGUUGACCGUGGUGGGAAAAAACCAGUAU
This is a messenger RNA of Sorghum bicolor (sorghum), 978 nucleotides long. Its product is annotated as recQ-mediated genome instability protein 1-like. Bases 87 to 602 code for a protein of 171 amino acids. NCBI's taxonomy places the organism in Eukaryota, Viridiplantae, Streptophyta, Magnoliopsida, Poales, Poaceae. The transcript is spliced from 2 exons. The record is from RefSeq and is a predicted model, not a curated record.